Messenger RNA from Durio zibethinus, 795 nucleotides. NCBI's taxonomy places the organism in Eukaryota, Viridiplantae, Streptophyta, Magnoliopsida, Malvales, Malvaceae. The record is from RefSeq and is a predicted model, not a curated record.
UUUUGGGUGAGGUAUUAUUAUUUGUUACGGGAUUAAACUUGUAGUGUUGCUUUUCGUUUCCUCACUUUUUGGUUUGCCUGUUUGUGUACUACAUUUUUGCCAUCAUUAGUGUCUGAUUUUUUUUAUAAAAUUAGAUUUGAUCAUAAUGGAUAGCUCUUGUUGUCUGAUGUGGUUUAUUGGCCUUGUUAGAUUUGUUGACUAGAAAGUGUGUGCCAUGCAACUCAAAGGAUGUACGGCCCAUGACUGAAGAAAGUGCUAGUAAACUGAUUCCAAAGGUAGAUGGUUGGAGUUUGGUAAACGAAGGUGGUACAUUGAAGCUAAGAAGGUCUUGGAAAGUGAAGAGUUUCAUCAAAGGAUUGGAGUUGUUUCAACUUGUAGCUGAUAUUGCUGAAGCAGAAGGCCAUCAUCCGGAUCUGCAUCUUGUCGGAUGGAACAAUGUAACAGUUGAAAUAUGGACACAUGCAGUUGGUGGACUGACAGAAAAUGACUUCAUACUUGCCGCCAAGAUCAAUGUGAUUGACCUGCACCACCUCCUUAGAAAGAAGGUUAAUACUCCUUGAAAGGUCAACAGAAUUUUGCAAGCUCCAUGGAACGUUAAACUAUCUGCAAAAUAGAGAUGUUUUCACUUGUUGAAACUUACAAGUCCGUAACAACUGUGUUAUGCGACUUCUUUCAUUAUUUUAAAUGUUUUUGGUCAAGAUCUGUAACAUGGCUAAUGCUUUGUUCUAUUAAAUUUUGACUUUUUUUUUCUUUUGAGGAUUCUACAAAGAUAAUUAAAUGUAGCAUAUGCUACUU